UCUUAUUUUUUAAUUCAAUCAUGCUUGGACGUGUCACAUCAAAAGAAGCAGAAGGCGAUCCAGACUGUACAGAAGUCUUGGAAGACAAUUCACGUAGCAUUUUGAUGGGCAUCAUCAGUCAACUUCGAAAAGAUAUGGAUUUACAUAGAGUUACUUUACCUACUUUUGUGUUAGAGCCAAGAUCCAUGUUGGAAAGAGUAACAGAUUUUAUGAGCCAUCCUGAAUUCUUGAUAGAAGCAAGCAAAAAAUCAGAUCCUCUUGUGCGCUUUUUAGAUGUCGUAAAAUACUUUUUAUCUGGUUGGCAUAUUAAACCUAAGGGAGUUAAAAAACCUUAUAACCCUGUUUUGGGUGAAGUGUUUCGGUGCAAAUACAAAUAUAAUAAUGGAACCGAAGCUAUUUACGUUGCCGAACAAGUUUCACAUCAUCCACCUAUUUCUGCUUUUUAUUAUGGUAGUCCUGAAAAUGGAGUUUAUAUCCAAGGCGAUCUUCGUCCUAAAUCAAAAUUCCUCGGAAACAGUGCUGCAACAUUGAUGGAAGGUGAAAACCAUAUUGUCUUUACACACUUGUACAAUGAACGUUAUGAUAUUACAAUGCCUAAUAUUUAUGCAAAAGGCAUUUUAUUCGGUAAAAUGGUUUUGGAAUUAGGCGAUAGUUGUAUCGUGCGGUGCCGAACAAGUGAUUUAGUAUGCGAACUGGAUUUCAAAACCAAGGGGUUCUUUUCUGGUCAAUACAAUUCAGUUGCAGGAAAAGUCAAGAGAGAAUCAACAGGUGAAGUGCUUUAUGAAAUCUCUGGUCAAUGGUCAAAUGAAAUUUACAUCAAAAUGGCCAAGGCUACCAACAAAACACUUUUCUUUGAUGUAAAAUCUGCUAAAAUCCAUCCCAAGAUUGUUCCAGAUAUUCAAGACCAAGAUCCAAUGGAAUCUAGAAGAUUAUGGUCUAAAGUGACAGCUGCUAUUCUUAAAGAUGAUAUGGACACUGCUACAGCUGAAAAAACAGUCAUUGAAGAAAAGCAGCGUGAGGAUGCAAAGCAGCGUGAGGCAGAAGGAAAAGAAUUCAAAUCUAAAUUCUUUAAUACUGUCCAUGGUGAUCAAUAUGAAUUUAAAGGUCUUGCAAACCUUGAUUAUAGUAAUAAAGAAAAAGCAAAAGCAGACUUGGAGAAAAUGGUGCUUGCACCUCUGAGUUCUACUUAACUUGUCAAAAAAAAAAAAAAAUAACAUAUAGAAAAGUACUUUGUCUCUUUUUCUAUGUUUUAUUGAGCUUAAUAGAAUACAACACGCCAUCUGUCAUUUUCAUCAGGACCAUCACCAUAACCAGUAACUUCAUUGUUAUCAGAAUCAAGGGAUUCAUCAUGACUAUGUCUAUAUAAAACAGUUAAUUUCAUAAUAAAGAAGAGAGAAUACAUACAAAGUAACACCAGUGGCUUUAUG
This is a messenger RNA of Gilbertella persicaria, 1427 nucleotides long. RefSeq lists its product as uncharacterized. The transcript is spliced from 8 exons. Gene Ontology annotation, molecular function: sterol binding. Lineage: Eukaryota; Fungi; Mucoromycota; Mucoromycetes; Mucorales; Choanephoraceae. The coding region runs from base 21 to 1190 and encodes 389 amino acids. The record is from RefSeq and is a predicted model, not a curated record. Gene Ontology annotation, cellular component: cytosol; membrane; intracellular membrane-bounded organelle.